Molecule: messenger RNA, 2777 nt
Organism: Candoia aspera
Lineage: Eukaryota; Metazoa; Chordata; Lepidosauria; Squamata; Candoiidae
Product: mas-related G-protein coupled receptor member H-like
Exons: 1
Coding region: 42-986 (314 amino acids)
Biological process (GO): G protein-coupled receptor signaling pathway
Cellular component (GO): membrane
Molecular function (GO): G protein-coupled receptor activity
Source: RefSeq, a predicted model, not a curated record
GCAUCUUCAGCCACAGAAGAAAGUAAAAAGACCAAAGCAUAAUGAAUAUGACAUCCCCCUCUCCGUUCAGUCUCUUAGCACAAGUCACCGAAGCAUCCGUUGCCAAAAACAGAACCUGUUAUGAUUCCGGCAUAAAUGAAGAAGUGCUUAUUUUUGCAAUCUUCACCAUGCUUUUUUGUGUGUUGGGGAUGUUCGGGAAUGGACUCGUCAUCUGGCUGCUUGGCUGCUCCGUUAAGAGGAACACUUUUGCCAUUUACAUUCUCAACCUCUCCGUUGCGGACUUUGGUUUGCUCACCACUGAGCUGAUUAUUGAAAUCCACUGGCUUUUUACACACUUGUACUGUGACUUUCCCUAUGAACUCUUCCAAACUGUCCUGCUGUUGAUGUACAGUACUGGGCAAUUUCUCCUGACAGUCAUCAGCAUUGACAGGUGUGUUUCAGUCCUUUUCCCAAUUUGGUAUCGAUGCCACCGGCCGGUGUAUUUGUUCACCCUAGUGUGUGCUGUAAUCUGGGCCGUCUCCUUCAUCCUUUCUUCGAUUCACUUCACAAUUAUAGCUGUUGGUGGGUUUGGAAAGAAUUAUACCCUAAUGUAUCAGUUCAUUGUUAAUGCCGUGCUUUGUCUCCCACUUAUGACCAUCUCCAGUGUCAUCUUGUUUAUCAAAAUCUGCUUCAUAUCCAAAAACCAAAGGCGGAGAAAGCUUUUGACAGCUAUUUUGCUCACUCUUUUCUUCUUCUUAAUCUUGGCUUUUCCACUGAAUGCCUUUUAUUUUAUUCUGUACGUUUUCCAUUACAUACAUCCCAACCUUGUACAUUAUGGCUACUUAUGUACCUGCGUGAACAGCAGCAUUAACCCCCUGAUCUAUUACCUGGUGGGGAGACAGAAGGGUAAAACUCGGAAAAGCAUCAAAGACUUGCUCCAGAAGGUUUUCAAGGAGGAGGAACUCUCUACGGAUGAGCUGGAAACUUCAGAAGGUUCCAAGAUCUGAACUCCUUAAUUUCACCAUUGUCACCCAAAAGAUGCAUUUGUUUCUUUCCAAGCAAGCACAAAAUUUGCUUUUUUUUAUUUAAAAGAAACUGGUCUUCAUACCAAUUAAUUUCUGCAUGAAUCCAGAACUUCAGCAUUAUCUGUACAGACAAUUAUCUUUCUGGAAUAUCAAAACAUUUGCCAAGUUGGUCUAACCUAUUUAUGGAAUAUCGCCUACUUUAAGCUUAAUUAGCUUGUUGUAGUUCAGCCUUCCCCAACCUGAGUGGCCUUCAAAUCUGUUUGUUUAAACUUCAGUGUCUAGCCAGUAGGACCAUUGCAGAGAAUUUUGAAAGUUGUCUGGAAGGUGUCCACCAUAGAAAGGCUACUGCCUUUUCUGCUAGACAAGACUCUAAGCCAAAGAUGGGCACAUGUGACCUUCCAAAGAUCCCAGGUUUUAUCAGCUACAUGGCCAAUGGUGAAGGAUAAUAGAAACUCCAGCUCAAGAUUAUCUAGAGAAUCAUAUGUUGCCUACCUCCACUAGACCAGGAUUCACCAAAUCAACUGAAUUGAAAGGACAGCUGUUACAACAAGGAAAGAACUUAUAAAAUCACAUUUAAAUGAAAAUGUUUUUGAAUGAUUCCAGAAGAAAGGAAUUGGAGAAAGACUGAACAGAUUUCAGGUUGUAAUAACAACAAACUGAUCUCUCUUCCUACACAGGUAUAUGUAUUGUACUUAGAGCAAUUAAAUUUCAGCCAUUUGUUAUAGAUUUACUGCCUGGACAUAGACAGAUGAGAUUUAAAGGAUUUCAUAUUAUUGAGGACAGAUACAGAAGCAAGUGGAUCCCAAAACAAUGCUGUAUAACUUUUAUGAAAGGAAAAAAAAAUAAAGUUAUUUAUUCAGCAUACUCCCCCUAAAAAACUAGUGACAAAGCAUGGAGGAACUCUGGACUUUUUUGCUUUCUUAUGAAAGUGCAAGUGACUACUUUAUAUAAGAAUGCUCCAUGUGGUUCUCUGGCUGUGGCGCAAUCCAGAGAAAGUGGAUCUUUCUUCUGCAACUAUGCUAUAAUCACGUGGGGCUGCCCAUAAAGACAUUUCGAAAACUUCAAGUGGUGCAAGACGCAGCAGGAAGGAUGGUGACAACCACUUGGCAUUCUGAUUUUAUUACAUUUAUUGUGCCAUAAUUUCAGUGGCUGCCUAUUCAGUUUAAGAGGCAAGUUGCAGAUGUUAAAUUCCUAAAUGAUUCUGGGUCAGCAUAUCUAAGAAAGCCUCUGUCCUCAUAUCAACAACAACAAAGGACAGUUUGCCAAUCUUGGUAAAUAAAGGAAAUAUUCUGAGCUUUGUGGUUUCAUAUCUUAAAUUGGCAUCACAAUUACAGGAAUAAACAGUUGUUUGAGCCUGGGCUUAGCAAGGUUAUUUUAGCCUCUGAGGACUUCAGUUUCACCAAUGGCCAUUUUUUUCUUCCAGUAAAAGCUGCUGAUCUUUAAAUGGUUGUAUUUCAUAUUGUCAUUUUACUGCUCAAUAUCUUUAUGAUGUCAUUGUUGGGGCUUAAGAAUUUGCAAGUGAAAUUGUAAUCCAUUGGAAAGGUAGAUAGCUUAACCCAAGCCUAAUAUAUUAUUAAAUAGUAUUAAAUAGAAUGAUCUGACUAAUAAUUCUUUUUAUUCAAUUAGUAUUUUUAAGAGUUAUGGUUUUAAUGACAAUGUGAACAUUUCUAAUCAUAUUCUAAUCAAUUCUAAUUAACCAAAAUUCUCUGAAGUAUUACAGAAUUAUUUAAAAUGUAAAAAUAGUAAAAACAAUAAAGUAUAUGAAUAAGAUAA